AAGACCCAGCUCAACAAGCACUCGCCCCCACCCACCACCAAAUUCAAGAAGAAGAUAGGAGGAAAAAAAAAAGAAAAAAAAAAAAAAUCUCCAUUUCAAUCUGCAGGUCGCAAAAUGGGAAUCGAAGCGGAGACCUUGAAGAACUUAACCGGCGGAUGGACUGUCGCCUCCAGGCGCUGCGACUCCUGCAAAACGGCAGCAGCUGCUCUGUUUUGUCGAGCUGACUCCGCUUUCCUUUGUCUCAACUGCGACACCAAGAUUCACGCCGCGAAUAAGCUCGUGUCUAGACACGAGCGUGUGUGGAUGUGCGAGGUUUGCGAGCAAGCACCCGCUGCUUUUGCUUGUAAGGCCGACGCUGCCGUCCUCUGCGUCACUUGCGAUGCAGAUAUCCACUCGGCUAAUCCUCUUGCUCGUCGCCACGAACGAGUACCCGUCGAGCCUUUCUUUGACUCAGCUGAAUCGAUUGUUAAAUCAUCGCCGUUUAAUUUUCUAGUGCCUACUGACCAAAAUGGUGGUCCCGAUGGACAUCAUCGGCAAGAUGAUAAUAUGGAGAGUAUUUCUUGGCUGUUGCCAAAUCCUUCUAACCUGAAUUCGAAAUUGAGCUUGGAAAAUCUUGAAAUGAAAACCGCCGGAGAUCUAUUUUUCCCUGAAAUGGAUCCGUUUCUUGAUAUGGAGUUUCAUCAGAGUCAUAGCACGGUGACAGAUAGUUUGGUACCUGUACAGACUAAACCAGCUCCAAUUCCAAUCAUCAACAAGGAAAUCUGCUACGACGUCGAUUUUUGCAGAUCAAAGCUCUCUUCCUUCAACUACCCAUCUCAGUCUCUUAGCCAAAGCGUUUCUUCUUCUUCGCUUGAUGUAGGAGUGGUUCCAGAAGGGAACUCUAUGACCGAUUUUGGCCGAAACACGAGUACUAGUACCGAUCCAAGCGCACACAUCUCGGAUUCUUCCUCAAAUCAGGCAACGCAAAUAUGUGGGAUUAAUCGGGAAGCUAGGGUAUUGAGGUACAGAGAGAAGAGGAAGAAUCGGAAAUUUGAAAAGACCAUUCGUUACGCUUCCCGCAAGGCGUAUGCAGAAACCAGACCCAGAAUCAAAGGUCGUUUCGCGAAACGAACUGAAAUUGAAUGCGACGGGGAUGGCCUAUACGACUCGUCGAUGUCUUUCUUAUCGGACGCCCAAUACGGCGUCGUUCCAUCUUUUUAAAAAACAGAUCAUUAAUGAUCAACUAAUUAAUUAUUAUGUUUUAUGACUAUGAUUAUGAUUAUGACGUUCAGUAAGAUGGUAUUAGCGUUGGAAUGUUGAUUAGGGAUGUUGGUGGGUGUAAAUUAGUGUCCUUUGUUAGUGAAUUUGCUGUAAAACGCCCAAUUCAGUUUUCUUCUAUUGGGCUUCUUCUUCACUCAUUUUCUGUUCAAUAAAAACAUUUCUUCCUUCCUUUCCAAA
Molecule: messenger RNA, 1437 nt
Organism: Manihot esculenta (cassava)
Lineage: Eukaryota; Viridiplantae; Streptophyta; Magnoliopsida; Malpighiales; Euphorbiaceae
Product: zinc finger protein CONSTANS-LIKE 5
Exons: 2
Coding region: 115-1200 (361 amino acids)
Biological process (GO): regulation of photoperiodism, flowering; regulation of flower development
Cellular component (GO): nucleus
Molecular function (GO): zinc ion binding; protein binding
Source: RefSeq, a predicted model, not a curated record